This is a messenger RNA of Ochlerotatus camptorhynchus, 860 nucleotides long. RefSeq lists its product as uncharacterized. The record is from RefSeq and is a predicted model, not a curated record. The coding region runs from base 23 to 832 and encodes 269 amino acids. NCBI's taxonomy places the organism in Eukaryota, Metazoa, Arthropoda, Insecta, Diptera, Culicidae. The transcript has 2 exons.
UGCGACUGUUAUUCAAUCAAAAAUGUUGAAUUUCCAUCAAAAUCGUAUUUUCUUUCGCUCACUAGUCACCAGUGCACGUCGAUUCAAUCAAGAUGAUCUUAAAAAUCCGAAAUUGUCCAAUAUCAAAGGCAAAAUCGACAAGGACAAGGAGAAACUCCAGUGGCGCACACCUUACAGUGAUCGUCCCGAUUCCUUCCAGAGUGGCUUCAAGCUUUUCGAAUCAAGCAACCGGAAUUCGGAACUGAUUGAAAUGAUGCAGCAGCCCAUCGAUCUGUCCCCGUCAGGGAUCAAGAAGUGGUGGAACAGCCGUAAGGAUGGAACGGAAGCGCAUAUGCAAAAGUUUAUCCCGGAAAGACAUGCCACUCUUGGCGAGGAUCUGGCAACGGCACAUUUCGUCGUGCACAGAGGUGGAUCCGUAAGGUUCCGAGGUCAAAAGGAAUGGAUGAAGAUGGACAAGGACGAGGACUACAAUUUACCAAGACACUACAUACCAAACUUAGUGCUAGAGGAAGUCAAGUGUGACAACAUGAACCUGUUCUACGAAGGCCUGGAAAAUAUACGCCGGUUGCGUUAUCUCAAGCAUUUGUCGUUUGAAAAUGUAGCCAAGUUUGACGAUUGGUAUUUGGAUCGAGUCUCCGGCAACUCCUUCCCCGCAUUGGAAGUGCUGAAUCUGCGGGGAACGGCUGUCACUGAUAGGGGGUUGCACUGCCUCUAUCGGUUACCGAGUUUGAAACUGGUACUAGUGGAUGAUCCCGAAAAGAACAUCAUGUGGAAAAUGAUGGUGUCGCUACUUGACGAAUGGAAUCCAGAAAUGGCAGUAAGAGCCUCCUAGUGUGAUCAAUAUCUAGUCAAAUAAUGAA